Messenger RNA from Oikopleura dioica, 264 nucleotides. Lineage: Eukaryota; Metazoa; Chordata; Appendicularia; Copelata; Oikopleuridae. The record is from the annotation of a GenBank genome assembly.
AUGAAAAUUGACACUCCUAUACCUGAGACGUCGAAAAAUGAUGAAAAGCUUCUAAAAAUACCAACUCUACUCUCAAUCAUCAGCGAAAAACCCGCGAUUUCGGCGAGCUUCUUAUUUCAGCGAACUGAAGAUGGUUUAAAACACUGCGCACUCAAUACUGGUAUUCCAUCAGAUGUUUACAAACGCGUUCUCAGAAUGAUUAUGGUGGAAAAAUGCGCAAAGGUUACUCAUGACUAUAAACCUUCUCUUAUAAGAUUAAGAUGA